UCAAAACUAAUUAAAAAUCAAAAAAACAUGACUUAGAAAAUAAUUAGUAAAAAUGAAGAAAUUGAUUAAUGUAAAUUAAUCUUUGAUAAUUAUUAUACCUAUUUCAAAAAAGAAGGUAAAACAAUUCUAAUAUCUAUUGUUGCGGUUGCUAUUGAGGUGAUUUUCUUAUUCUUGGAAUAAUAGUUAGUGUAUCCUUUGCUAUCGAAUUUAUUUUAUCAUUAUGCAUACACCAAUAAAAAGUUAUCUAAAUGGGGAUAUUUUACUAUUUAUAUAAUUUUCAUAAUUCAGCAAAUCUACAUCAGUAGGUAUUCUUAUAAUUUAGUUGAUUUAGCAUUACAGAUUUUAGCUACUCUAUGUAAAAGUGUGUAAUUGAUUUUUUAUUUUUUGAAAGCUACCCCUUUAAAUUUGUGCUAUUUAAAAAUAUGCUUUAAUAUUUAUUUAUGGUACAUUUUAUUCAUGAUUACUCAAAGCUAUUUAGUAAGUCUAAUAUAAAUCUCUAUCUUUAUUUGCUUAGAUAAAAUUAAAAUACUUACUUUUAUUAAGUAUUGCUUUUUUUUAUUUUUAAUUUUUAGUUUAAAUUACUAUUAAUAUUUUGUUAAUUGGGUAAUUUUUAGUCAAUUAGGAUAAAUAUUAUCAAUAGCGAUUUACAUAAAUGAGAAAAAUAAUUUAAAAUAAAGAGUUGAUUGA
This is a messenger RNA of Tetrahymena thermophila SB210, 687 nucleotides long. Its product is annotated as transmembrane protein, putative. Lineage: Eukaryota; Ciliophora; Oligohymenophorea; Hymenostomatida; Tetrahymenidae. The transcript has a single exon. The record is from RefSeq and is a predicted model, not a curated record.